Labrus bergylta (ballan wrasse) is the source of this 3510-nucleotide messenger RNA. Its product is annotated as DENN domain-containing protein 2A-like. Gene Ontology annotation, biological process: retrograde transport, endosome to Golgi. The record is from RefSeq and is a predicted model, not a curated record. NCBI's taxonomy places the organism in Eukaryota, Metazoa, Chordata, Actinopteri, Labriformes, Labridae. Gene Ontology annotation, cellular component: actin cytoskeleton.
GAGACAGGGCGAGGAGUGUACAGUAGUUUGAGGUGGGACUCUUCUGUCACUAUUUUCACUUAAACAUCUAAUGACUUGCUUCAAGGCUUAGGUUAAGUUAGGAAAAUCCUAUUGCAGAUUGUCCAACCUGGACUUAUAGUGUGCCACAGUGGUUCGGAGGUUAUACCCAUGGAUACUAUUAUAGCAGCUUUGGUUGCAUUAUGCUCCCAUCUCACACGGGAGCAAAUGGAAACUAAACGGCAGAAAGAGGUGUACAGUAAUGAUGGCGACGUUUGAUAGAAUGAAAACCAAGCCGGACUACACUUACUCCACUGUCAUCAGGCCAAAGAAGAGCUCGCUUGUUCAGACAAGGCAACCCCAUAUUGCCUCAACAGAAAACAAGUUAGCUGAGCAAAGAAAAGAGUGGGCUCCAAAGCUCCCCUUCACCCCAUUAGACAACCUUAUCAGUCCAAGGGAAAAAUCACCCAAGAUGGCACACAAAAGGCCGACGCUUGACCCUCAAAGCAAUGAGAAAGCUCUCUUCAUAGGUAACAAGCUCCCCAGAUCCAAUGGUUGCAACAUCAAGGACAAGAUUUCUCUGUGGGAGGGUAAGGAACCUGAUCACUCGACCACUACCUCCAGUUCUUUGGGCCAGUCUACCAGCAUAAAAAGGACAGACUCCCUGACGAAAAGCAUCAGUAAAAUCACUGAUGAGCAGAGUGCAGAGAGUUAUGGACGAGUCGCACAUGAGGAAAAGCAAAAUCAUGGGAAAGGGAAUUUAGGAAAACCUGAAGACUCAAGGCCUUGUUCUCCUUUAGAAAGUGGGAAACCGCAAAGAGGUAUGCUUAACAGCAGCAAGUCCAGUGAGAACAAUGCAUUGGAGGAUUGUAGUAGAACAAUCUUUCAGCAAAAGGAGGAUCAUGAUAAAGAGAAUGAAGAGGGGCCUGGGGAUUCAAGGUCUUGUUCGCCUACAGCAACUACACAGCAACAGCAGGUUGGGACAUUGAGAAAGAGCAAUGAAAAGACAAAAGUUGGACAAAACAGCCAGGAGAAAAGAGCUGUAUUCACUCUUUUCAAAAAGCUUGAGGCAAUGGGAGGAAACCACGGGAAAACUCCUCCAGAGCUUGGAAAGUAUUUCAGCCCGCCAAGCAAGGACAAACAGGUAGAGGUCAAGAAGAAAAUAUCUGAAGUUAAUGGUCAGGCGAAUGCAGUGAAAUUGUCUGGGGCUACAGAAGCAAAGCAGAGCCAGGAGAAUGUGUACACAGAACCAGGGACACUCCCAAUCAACCCAGUCCCAAAACCCAGGCGUACCUUCCAGCAUCCGGCUAACGCCCCCGAUGGGAAGAGUCAAAGACAGGGGACAGGGCAGAGGAAUCUCCCUCCAUUGCCCUCCAGCUCCAUAAAAAGUACCUCAAAACCUCCUCCUGGUGUCUAUGGGAGACCCAGGGGUGAGAGAGUCAGAGACCACAUCAACAGGAAAUCUUUUGAGUUCGAAGACCUCGCCGGGUCAAGAGGCCCGCUUUUCUCUCGCUCACUGUCACAGGAACAUCACUAUGAGGACAUCCUGGACUCCUCCAAAGAGAACCCAUAUGAGGACAUCGAGUUGGAGAGUCAGUGUUCCCAGCAGUCUUUGCCCUCCUCUCCUGGCGCUGAUACUGCCAAGAACUCGAGGCCUGGCUUCUUCAGGCAGAAUUCAGCCAGGAGCUUUAAGCUGCUGGACCUGCGCAGAUCCAACCAGUCAACCCACAGCAACAGCAGCGGGGGGGUUUCGUCUCCACCCCAGGUCAGCCCACCCUCCACUCCCAAUGGGCCUGAAAACACUUCCUGGCUCCCCGGGGAUCCCUACAGUCGCACCUGCCGCAGGAUACCAACGGUUGUUCUAAGAAUCAACAGCAUCUUUGAGUCUCGGAUUGGGAAGAAACGUCUUCGGAGGAUCUAUCAUUAUGCUGAGACAAGCUCAGGGAGAGUAACAGAUGACAACAGUGACUCUGAGAGUGAAGUUGAUGAAAGAGCAAAAGCUCAUCGUCAGCGUCAGCGUCUCGUGUCAGUCAAGUCCAUACUGAGCAAGCCAAGCCAGUCUCGAGUCCACUACAAUGGAACCAGCAGCAUGCGGGAACAGGAGCUCCACCAGCGUCAGCUCUUUGAAUAUUUUCUCGUCGUGUCUCUGCAGAAGUCAAAGGGUGGUGCCCACUACCUGCCGGAGGUCACACAGCAGUUCCCCCCAAAGCUGGAGCGAAACUUCAAGUUCAUGAGGGAGACGGAGGAUCAGCUGAAGAUCAUUCCUCAGUUCUGUUUCCCUAACGCUAACGGCUGGGAGCCUGUGGAAAACUACCCGAGCGAGAUGUUCUCCUUUGUUUUGACUGGAGAGGAUGGGAGCAGGAGGUUCGGAUACUGCCGGCGUUUACUGCCCAGUGGAAAAGGCAAACGUCUACCAGAGGUCUACUGUAUUGUUAGUCAUCUUGGCUGUUUCAACCUGUUCUCCAAGGUUCUGGAUGAAGUGGAGAGAAGGAGGGCUUUGUCUCCAGCUCUUGUUCAGCCUUUUAUGAGAGCCAUCAUGGAGGCUCAGUUUCCAGCUCCAGGCAGAACCAUCACUGUUAAAACUUUCCUCCCAGGCUCAGGCACUGAGGUGAUGGAGCUCUGUCGACCCUCUGACUCGCGCUUGGAGCAUGUGGACUUUGAGUGUCUGUUCUCCUGUCUGAGUCUGCGGCUGCUACUUCGGGUGCUCGGGUCUCUGCUGCUUGAGCGAAGGGUCAUUUUCACGGCAGACAAGCUCAGCACUCUCUCCCAGUGCUGCCAUGCUGUUGUGGCUUUGCUGUACCCCUUUGUGUGGCAGCAUACUUACAUCCCUGUGCUGCCCUCAGCUAUGCUCGACAUCGUCUGCACUCCAACCCCGUUCAUUGUGGGCCUGCUGUCCAGUUCACUGCCCCAGCUCACUGAGCUGCCCCUGGAGGAGGUUCUGGUUGUGGAUCUUGGAAACAGUCGAUUUCUCAGACAGUUGGAUGAUGAAGACUCCAUCCUGCCUUCAAAGCUCCAGUCAGCCCUGGAGAACGUUCUGGAGAGAAGACGAGAGCUUGCUGGUGAAAGAGGAGGAGACACAAUCACUGACCAUGGCUAUCUCAGCACAGUUGUGUCUGAGGCCUUCGUUCGUUUCUUCAUCGAGCUCGUCGGCCAUUACCCACUCUUCAUCGUUGGUGAACGGGAAGACGGCUACUCUUCCUCCUCCUCCUCUCCCGCUCCAUGUUUCUUCCAGCGAGACGGUUUCCGUAAAGCGACCCCCUCUAAGACCAUGCGUCGCUUCCUGGAGGUCUUCAUGGAGACUCAGAUGUUUGGCUGGUUCAUCCAGGAGAGAGAGCUCCACAGGCAGGCUCUGAAAGGACUGUUUGAAGUCAGGGUGCAGGAGUAUCUAGACUCCAUCCACGAGAAUGAACAUCGGAGGGUUAACAGGUUUCUCAAAGGCUUGGGAAACAAAAUGAAAUUUCUGUCAAAGAAAUGACUCCAGUAUUAUUGAUCAAAAACGGGACAGCAAAUAAA